This is a messenger RNA of Paramecium octaurelia, 1670 nucleotides long. The record is from the annotation of a GenBank genome assembly. NCBI's taxonomy places the organism in Eukaryota, Ciliophora, Oligohymenophorea, Peniculida, Parameciidae.
AUGUUAUACUUUUUGCAAUCAAUAGAUCAGUUUGGAGUUGAGUAAAAACUGUAAAUACCCCCAAUUAACCCUACAUAAAAAAGUGCUUUAGGAGGAUUAAUAACUCUUGCGUUAUAUGGAGUUAGCUUAGGAUAUUUUCUAUUCCAAUUCAUUGAUUGGCAAACAAAUAAUAAGCUUCCUAAAAUUACAUCACUAUAUUAAUAAAUUGAUGCUAACUAAACUAUUGUAUAAAGCGGAGUGUUUAUUGAGAUUUCUUAUUUUUAAAAACUGAAUAAUUAGAUCGAUCCUUUUAAUCCCAAACAAUUAAUAUUUAAUCCAAUUUUGUAAUUGGUACCUAAUGAUUGGGACUAAGUAAUAAUACAAUAAUUAUAUAUAGUUAUAAAACCUAACUCUUCGUUUUGACUAAGAAUAGUUAGAAAGUGGUAAAAUUGUCAAUAAAUUUUUUAUUGAUAGUGUUGAAAUUAUAAAAUCUCCACCUACCUAAUCUCAGAUAAGUUCGAGAGAAUAUUAAUUAUUCCUUGGAUAUUGUAGAUAAGACCAAUUAAUGAAAGGACAUUAGUGUGCUGAUGAAGCUACUAAGAAUUAAUUUUAUGAUCAAGAGAACUAUUUUCAAGUUUAAUUAUAUAUUGAGUAGUUCAAUCCAAAAACUAAGCAAUUCACAAAAGUUCCAAAAUUUUUUAUAUUUGACAUGAUGCCAGGUUCUCUUUUUUAAAAUUAAUUUACAUUAUAAGCAGGUGAAUUAGAAUUAGAUGAUGGAUUUUUCUUACCAAAAAACACCAAAUAUUCUUAUCUCUCUGAUGUGUAGACACUACAGACAACUUAUGAUUGGGCAUAUUCAAAAAAGGUUUAUGGAGAAGAAUUAAUUUCCCUUUUAUAUUUUACUUUAGAUUCAAUAAAACUAGUCAACAAUGUUGAAUAUCCAAAAAUAUCUGAGAUACUAGCAGAUACUGGGUCGAUUAUAUCGUGGAUUCUUUCAAUUUCUUUUUUAGUUUCUAAAUACAAUGAGAACAUUUGUUAGUAAAAAGCUUAGAGAGAGAUAAUUAGUAUGUACUACCAUGAUUUUACCGAUUUUUAAAUAAAUAAGAAUUGGUUAAGCAAAAUAACAAGUGUCAACUUUAAAGGAAGAGAGUAUGAUACUUAAAAGUCAGAAGAAAUUUUGAAUAAAUUGAAUCAAAUUGCAAUAGAAAAGAUGAAUUAUUUGAAUUUACAAAAUGAAGUAGCCAAGUAAUUAAUUUUAAUAUUUCAAAUUUUAGAUUACAAUUAAUAAUAUAGGAACAUUUAGGGUUAUAGCAAAUUAAAAAGUAUUUAGAAACAAAAUGUAAACUAGAACAUCUAUUUGAUAAAUUGGGAAUACCUGAGAAGAACAUCCAAUCUACUAAUCAAAUUGUAAUUUAAUUAGUUAUAAUCAGCUUCCAUCAGACAAUUAAUAUAUAAGAAAUCAAUAACAAUAGCUGAGUUCGGAGACAGAUAUCUUGCAACAAAAAGAGUUUAGUUUAGAUUAAGAAUUUGAUGAAAGAAUCUAUUUAUUAGUCAGUAAAAAUAUACGGAAGCUACAAUCAUCUUCUCCUCAAAACUAAGAAAAUUAAGAUAGUUCACAAAAUUUAAAUAUAAAUUUGAAGGUGAUAAAUCUUGAAUAAUCAUAAUCAUAAUCAUAAUCAUACUUGAAAUGA